Messenger RNA from Alligator sinensis (Chinese alligator), 7005 nucleotides. It is a transcript of the gene RFX7, whose product is annotated as regulatory factor X7. Lineage: Eukaryota; Metazoa; Chordata; Crocodylia; Alligatoridae. The coding region runs from base 49 to 4434 and encodes 1461 amino acids. Gene Ontology annotation, biological process: regulation of transcription by RNA polymerase II. Gene Ontology annotation, molecular function: DNA-binding transcription factor activity, RNA polymerase II-specific; RNA polymerase II cis-regulatory region sequence-specific DNA binding. The record is from RefSeq and is a predicted model, not a curated record. The transcript has 9 exons.
CCUAGUGUCUCCAGCGCUGCGCCCGCGCCCCGCGCCCCUCCAGCGACUAUGGCAGAGGAGCAGCAAGCAGAGCCGCCGCCGCCGCAGCCGCUGCCCGGCCCCGGGGGGGCACUGCCAGCCCUGGUGCCCGGGCUGCAGGGGGCAGAGGCCAGCGCCCUGCAACACAAAAUCAAGAACUCCAUCUGCAAAACUGUACAAUCUAAAGUGGACUGCAUCUUGCAAGAAGUUGAGAAGUUUACAGACCUAGAGAAACUCUACCUCUAUCUUCAACUGCCUUCGGGUCCCAGCAAUGGAGAGAAAAGUAGUGAUCAGAUCUCAAUGUCAUCAAGCCGUGCACAGCAAAUGCAUGCUUUUUCUUGGAUUCGGAAUACCUUGGAGGAGCACCCAGAGACAUCUCUUCCCAAACAGGAGGUUUAUGAUGAGUACAAGAGCUAUUGUGACAAUCUUGGUUACCAUCCAUUAAGCGCUGCUGACUUUGGAAAGAUCAUGAAAAAUGUUUUUCCAAAUAUGAAAGCCCGCCGUCUGGGCACAAGAGGCAAAUCAAAAUAUUGCUACAGUGGACUGAGGAAGAAAGCUUUUGUGCAUAUGCCAACACUGCCCAACCUUGAUUUUCAUAAAACUGCAGAUGGGUUGGAUGGGGCAGAGUCAUCAGGGCAGCUUCAAAGUGCUGAUGAGGAAGUCGUGUCUGCUGCAUGCCGGCUUGUAUGCGAAUGGGCCCAGAAAAUGCUCAGCCAGCCCUUUGAUUCCGUUUUGGAUUUAGCUCGUUUCCUUGUAAGAAGUCAUUAUAUCGGUACCAAAUCAAUGGCAGCUUUAACAGUAAUGGCAGGGGCACCCGCAGGAAUAAAAGGGAUUUCCCAGCCCUCUGCUUUUAUACCCACUGCUGAAAGCAAUUCUUUUCAGCCUCAAGUGAAAACUUUGUCAUCUCCUGUCGAUGCCAAGCAGCAGCUACAGCGUAAGAUCCAAAAGAAGCAACAGGAACAGAAACUUCAGUCUCCCUUGCCAGGAGAGUCUCCAGCUAAGAAAACGGAAGGCGCUACAACAAAUGGAGUAGCUAGUAUUUCUAAUGGAAGCCCUGCCAUCUUGUCUCCUCAACCUAUUGGUAUCGUAGUGGCAGCUGUCCCCAGUCCCAUACCGGUACCGAGGACCAGACAGUUGGUAACAUCUCCCAGUCCCAUGGCCUCAUCUGAUAGUAAGGUUCUUCCGCUCAACGUUCAGGUGGUCACUCAGCACAUGCAGUCAGUCAAGCAGUCACCAAAGACUCCUCAGAAUGUUCCAGCCAGUCCAGUUGGUGACCGUUCUGCUCGGCCUCGUUACCCACAGAUCCUACCUAAGCCAGCAAACACCAGUGCUCUCACCAUCCGUUCCCCCACUACGGUGCUCUUCACCAGUAGCCCAAUUAAGACUGUUGUGCCAGCUCCACACGUGAAUUCCUUAAAUGUGGUAAAAAUGACAGCAAUAUCUCUUGCCCCUAGCAGCAGUAGUGUACCUGUCAAACAGACAACUUCAAUGAACAGCAGUACAGGAGCAACAGAAGAGUCGAGGACUGUACCACAAAUUAAAAAUGGAUCUGUCGUUUCACUUCAGUCUCCAGGAUCUAAGACUGGCAGUGUUGUAGCAACAUCUGCAGUUGAGAUCAAAAUGGAACCAGAAGCAUUACUGGAUGAGAACCAAACACAGUGCCAAGAGAAUUCUGACAUGUCUAAGCCUUUAAAGGGAGCCUCUGGACUGCCUGCUGCUCAGAGGAGUAAUUUUGAGGAUUCAAACCUGAAAGCUUCACCGGAGGGCAUCAGUGAAGUGAAAACAGUUAAGGGCUGUGAUCAGGGAGCUGAAGAAGCAAGGACCAAAUAUAAAACCCAACCUAGCGAAAUCACACCAGUUUCUUCAGCAGGCAAUAAUCAAAGCACUCUCAACCUCUCAGUUGCCAGUCAAAAUUUCUCCAGCACCAGCAUCAGUUCGCCUCCUAGUGGUGACUCUGCUAUUAAAGACAAAGCAUGCACUAAAAGUCCAAGGAAGCGACCGUCUUCCACACUUCAGGAUUCCCAGGUGCCACCUGCAAAGAAGCCACUGGUGGGGCAGCUUUCAGUUGGUAACAACAUGGAAAUUCAAAAAGUGAUCAGUGUUAAGAAGGUUCAGAAGGUUGCAUCGCUUGCUAAAAAUGACAGUACUGCUGCACUUCCUCAAGUUCCUGGCAAAGUAACUAUAAAAGUAAAUUCUGCAACAUCAACACAGUUAGCGACAAACUGUCCAUUAGGUUCUAAUGUAAAUACUGGUGAUGCUGCUUUAGGACAGCAGCUCACAGCAUCAUCUCCAGAUGUAAAAGUAAAAUUGGAAGGGAACUUGUUUAUCUUAGAAAAUGAUUCAAAAUCUGAUGGCAGCUUUAAUCCAAAUGCCUGGCAGCAUAUCACUAAAACCUCGGACUUCACAUCUGUGAACUGUGAACAGCAGCAGGAUAUCAGUGUUAUGACUAUUGCAGGACACUCUGGCUCUAGUGAUUUACAGGAAUCUGUGUGGGAACCAGUGCACUGUGAAGGCGUACAGCAGGAAGCAUACAGCCAACAGUUACAGAGUCAGAUCCAGGAAUCUCCUUUGGAUCAAAUUCAAGGACAGUCUUCAAAUCAGUUACCUUUGCAGUCUGAGCUAAAAGAGUUUGAACACACAGUCCCCCAAUCAAAUGAGAACUUCUUUUCAUUUGAUGAAGACCUCACACAGGACAGCAUUGUAGAGGAACUGGUGCUCAUGGAGGAGCAAAUGUCUAUGAAUUCUCAUCCUUAUGGGGGUUGUCUAGCAAUGGCACUUCAGAGCCAGGCAGCAGCUUCAGGAGCUCCUGUGUCAUCUCAUCCAAGCAGUGCUCACUUCUACCAUUCAGUCCAUAACAGUGGCACUCCAAUUCACACUCCCACUCCCACUCCUACACCCACUCCAACCCCCACCCCGACUCCAACCCCCACAUCAGAAAUGAUGGCUGGGUCUCAGAAUGUGUCACGAGAGAGUCCAUGUUCGAGACUGGCUCAAACUACUCCUGUAGACAGUGCUCUAGGAAGCAGCCGGCACACACCCAUUGGAACGCCUCAUUCUAACUGCAGCAGCAGUGUCCCUCCUAGUCCUGUGGAAUGCAGAAAUCCAUUUGCAUUUACUCCAAUAAGCUCUAGUAUGGCAUACCAUGAUGCCAGCAUUGUCUCCAGUAGUCCUGUGAAACCAAUGCAGCGACCUAUGGCUACCCACCCUGAUAAAACCAAACUUGAGUGGAUGAACAAUGGGUACAGUGGAGUUGGUAAUUCAUCCGUUUCAAGCCACGGCAUUCUUCCAAGCUAUCAGGAGUUAGUGGAAGAUCGUUUCAGGAAACCUCAUGCUUUUGCAGUUCCUGGCCAGUCAUAUCAGUCUCAGUCCCGGCACCAUGAUACUCACUUUGGCCGUGUGACUCCUGUUUCACCUGUGCAGCAUCAGGGAGUCUCUGUAAAUAGCACCACCAAACAAGAAGGCUUUGCUGUUCCUGCCCCACUUGACAACAAGGGGACAAAUUCCUCUCUUGGAAAUAGUUUCAGAUGCCGGAGUGUGAGCCCUGCUGUCCAUCGCCAACGUAAUCUUAGCGGAAGCACCAUCUAUUCUGUUUCUAACAUACCACGCUCUAACUUGACCCCUUUUGGAAGUCCAGUGACACCAGAAGUUCACAAUGUGUUCACAAAUAUCCAUGCAGACACCAGUGCCAAUAAUAUAGCUCAGAGAAGCCAGUCUGUUCCGUUGACUGUCAUGAUGCAGACAGCCUUUCCGUCUCUUCAGAAACAAACAAACACUAAAAAAAUAACGAACGUGUUGUUAAACAAACUUGACUCUGAUAGCGAUGAUGCAGUGAGAGGUUUGGGAAUGAACAACAUGCCCUCAAAUUAUACAGCGAGGAUGAAUCUCACUCAAAUUUUAGAAACAAACACUUUUCCUAGUGCCAGCUCACAAAAUAUGAUCAAUUCCAGCACUUCAGUUUAUGAAUUCCAAACACCAACUUACCUCACAAAAAACAGCAGCACCGAUCAGAUCAGUUUUUCUUCUGGAGACAACCAAGCACAAUCAGAAAUUGGAGAGCAGCAAUUAGAUUUCAGCAGCACUGUAAAAGACCUUUUAGGGGAGGACAACCUGCAAACCAACCAGCAGCUGGUGAAUCAGGUGGCAUCUGAUCUCAAUAAUGUUGCAUCUGUCUUUUCCAACGACAUCAGGUUGUCUUCCGACCUCUCAGGCAGCAUUAAUGAUCUGAACACUUUAGACACAAAUCUACUGUUUGAUCCAGGUCGUCAGCAGGGACAAGACGAUGAUGCUACACUGGAGGAAUUAAAGAACGACCCAUUGUUUCAACAAAUCUGUAAUGAAUCCAUUAACUCAAUGACUACAUCAGGUUUUGAGUGGAUGGAGAGUAAAGAUCAUUCUGCCGUUGAAAUGUUGGGUUAAUUUUGUUUUAUAAUAUGUAUGUAGCACACUGUAUGUAAAAGACAGAUGUAUUUGUCUUAAUGGAAGUGCCUCCCGCAGCAGAAACACUUGCUAUGUAUUGUGGCAUUUUUUAAAAGUUUGCUGUACCAGUCGUUCAUUCUUCAGCAGGGAAUAGGCAAGUCUUAUCAAUUUUAAACAAAUUUCUGAAGAUAAUGGGCUAUUGAAGAGCCAGUAUUAGAAUUUAAAUUUUAUAGCAUUCCCACUUAAUAGCAUUUCUUAUUCUACCAAAAUAAAGUGGCUGAGAACCAGCAUUCAUAACUGGAGUAGAGAUGUUGAGAGGGUUUUAAAUCUAGCUUGGUACUAGGCAUUCAGUACUUUGUAUUGCCUUCUACUUUUAAGUAGAUACUUGUCAGUCUUUGUUAUCCAUGUCUGAAAUGUAUGGUGCCUGCAGACAAGUAGGUGUUGAUUAAGCAGGUGGGGGUUCAUCAUGAUGAGUGGCAUGUAAGGGGUGAUGUAUCAUUGUACAGCACCUCUGGAUGCUGCUCAGUGGUGAACCAUGAGAGACCUCUGUGGCACUGCCAGAACUAUUUACACCAUGGGUGGGCAAUUAUUUGGGCUGGAGGGCCACUUAGGGAGUUUUGGUGAGCUGUUGGUUGCAGGGGGAUAAUUGAUCCAAUGCACCCCGCACCCACUGCCAGGGCUGGACAAAGCAGGUAAGUGGGGUCUCCGUGGAGACUGACCUGGAACAUGCACAGACAGGGCGUGAUCAGCCAGACAGAUGGGAUGGGGACAUAGGCAGGUAGGGAGCGGUGUCUGGGAGUGAGACAGCAGGGGCUGGGGCCGGGAUUGCAAGUGGUAACAGCAUGGGACCAGGGCCCGGGACAGAGCUGCAAUCUGCUCCCUGCAUGCCCCUGCUCAUGGAAACAGCACCUGUUGCAGGGAUGGAUGGGGAGCAGAUCAUGGCUCUGCACCGUGAUCCCAGCCCCACCCACCUAUCCCACUCCCAGACACUGCUCCCUGCCCCUGGACCUAUCCUGUCCACCUAGCCACGUACACCCUGCCUGUGCAGGUUCUGAGCCAGUCUCCGUAGAGACCCCGCUUCAUAUGGUGCCCCUGACAGUGGGGGCAGGCUGGACGGGUCGGAGUGCCCAGGCAGUGAGGCCAGGUCCAGCAGUGGCAGCAACACUAGCAGCAGCUGGAAGGGAUUCCUUUGGGGCUGCUGGGAAGCUGAGUCCAGCUGUGGUGCCGCCCCAGCCCCACUGCAUGCCUGGGGUUGGCAGGACCAGCGCAGGCAGUAUGGCCCGGGAUGCCCUCUGCACCUGGGCCAGGUAAAACCCUUGGUGGUCUAGAUCUGGCCUUGGGCUGUAUUUUGCCAAUCCCUGGUUGACACCUGUAUGGAAGGGCUGAUAGGAGAAACUAUCAUGAAAUGAUCAAGGAAAGAGAAAAAUGCACUAAAAUUUUAUUUAAAAGAAAACAAAAUCUAUUUAGGAUUUUUAGACAUAAAUAUUCAUGACCUCACAUUAAUGAUUUAGUUUUUACUUUAAAUGUUAGUUUUGAUACAAGGGAAAAAAAUGCAUGAAAAAAUUAUUCUGAGCACUGAGGCUUAAUAAACCCAGAGAUACCAUGCAUUAUAAAAUGUUAGUUACUGUUUUAUUAUUUAUCAGUUAGAAAAAGGGACAUUAUACUUGGCUUCCUUUUAAUUAAGAAUGGCUGCAUGAAAUCAUAAAAAAUACUACUGUUUUUUAGGAUUUGUUUUUAAACCCCUUCUGUUCUGACCUGCUGGGGGGCUUCCUGUGUCUCCUGAAAACAAAGAUGAUAAAAAUAUUACCUAAUUUGGUUGAGAAUGGUUAGAAAUACUUUGCGUAGAGCCAUAACAUUCCUAGGCACUUUACAAAUGCAAAGGACCUGGAGUAAAAUUUUUUAGUGUGUUUAAGUAAUUUAGGAGCCUAAGGGCAUGGACAAAUUAUCAAAAGGCAACAAUUUAAAAGGGAGUGGAGACUUACCAUUGUACACUCUUACACAUUUUAACUCACCUUUAAUUUGAUAAUUUAUCCAUACCUUAAGUUUCAUGUUCAAAGUGAUUUAGGUGCUACCCAGACAAAGUCUCAUUGCAAGUCAAUACUGUACUUUCCAAGUCUCUUGAAAAUGGGAUUUAUACUCACAAGUCACUAAACCACUUUUGAAAAUGUUAUUCCUAGUCUUUAAAAAGAAUAAUGUGAGGGUUAUAAACCUCUCUAAUGGUGAACAGAGAAGGGUACUUAACCAUCCAUGGCUCUGAUGCAACAAAGGAGACCUGUACCGUCAAACUCUUGGCCAAGAAGAAGCCUGCUUGGACUUCUGGGCAAGCAAAUCCCUUUGUUGUCUUGUCUCCUAACCAUUGUACAGGGUUUGUACUAUCCGAUGUAAAUUGACAUCACUUAAUCUUAAAACAAAGUAGGGAGCAUUUCCCUGACUUGCAUUAGGUGACUUAGAAGUAGGGGUGUGCGAAAUGGGCCAUAUUCAAUUCAGAUUCGGCCCGAAUCUGAGACAGUGAUUCAAUUCAUUGAUUCAGAUCACCAUCCCUAUUCAAUUCAGCUGAAUUUGACUCUGAAG